UCCUGUUGGCCUGUGUUUUGUGUUCCACUAGACAGCACCUCCGGCUCCGUUCCGGACAUCUCUCCCCUCCAUCGACUGAUGAACUGUCUGAAGGAGAUCCCCAUCCAGAGGCCGAAUUAUCUCAAGACGCCGAGUGUUUCCUCUUCCUCUUCCUCCUCUUCCUCCUCCAGCUGCAGCGAAACUGAGAGGGAGCGGCAGAGUCCGGGAACGGGGCCCUGGUGGGACGGCGGACAAGAUUUGUAUCAAGGGCCAGGUGUGGAUGAGUCUGGGAGACAGAAGGAAACACACCCCAGGAAAGUGGGGAAGAGCCCACGGGUGGGACUUCCUUCGGAGGAGGAAGUGGAGCUCCCACCUCCGGCAUCCCCUCUCCGCAGCCUGCAGAACGGCUUGAAGGACCUCGCUGGGGGUCCACCCCCUCAUCACAAAGUCCAUUCAUCCAAAUCUGCUGGAACUCAGCCUGAAUUAAGUCCUGAAGGCGUCAGAGGCAAUGGAUGCGAUCUAGAGAGAUGCCACAAAGAAACUGCAUCGGCCACAUCUGGUCCUUUGAGUAGUUCCUCCACAUUGAUCCAGAACUCCUUGGUGGAAAGAGACGCUGAGCGCCGGAACCUGGGACUCCAUGCUCAAGAAUCGGCGACUGAAAGCAACCCCCUCCAAGGCCUGAUCCAAUGCCUGAAGGAGAUCUCCACAAGGGGCCCCAGCCCCGGAUCCCGGUCAGUCAGCAGCUCUCCGGCCAGUAAGGCCCAAAGAGAGCCAAGGCACGGACAAGCGGAUGAAGGAGAGAAGGAGGAAGAGCUGGGAGAAGAAAGAGAAGAAUUCCAUGCCCGGAAAGAUCUAGCGGAGAACGUGAAGGAAAAUCCCAGAAUUGUAGUAGACUUGUUAUUCCCAAGGAGGCCUUCGAAGAGGACGCCAUCCCCUGAAGUUGGCAGCAGCCACAAAAGUGCCAACCCCACAGUGAUGUCCACCUGUGGCUCCAAAGGAAAUGAACAUCCGUGCACCAGGAGUCGGACUUCACCUGCACCGAAGCCUUGCGUGCCAGAAUGGAGCGGUUCCAGCUCACCCAAAAGCGGAGAGAAAAGUCCCUUGACAACAGAUGCCAACCCCACCGUGAGGUCCACCUGUGGCCCCAAAGGAAAUGAACAUCCGUUCUCCAGGAGUCAAACUUCACCUGCACCGAAGCCUUGCGUGCCGGAAUGGAGUGGAUCCAGCUUAACCAAAAGUGGAGAGCAAAGUCCCUUGGUGACAGACAGUGUCGACAACAGCCCAGCUUCGGUGGCAACGUCCUGCAGCUUCGAACCACGAACCGAGCCAGGAAACCCUUCGAAGAAAAGGUGUCCCGACUCGUCUCCGUCCCAAAACAGUUGGGGAAACGGGGGCGAAGUGCAUCGGGCCGAGCUGGGCCCCGUUUUGUCCGAGACACUGGGCCGGCUCUCCGCGGACAUGAGCGCAGUGUCGCGAGACGUCUCCCGGCUGCAGAGCCACCUGGAGCAGCUGGAACAGGAUGCCCGUGGUUGGGUGCUGGAGCUGGCCUCUCUCCGGAUGGAGAAUCGCAGCCUCUGCGAGUACGCCCGGCAGACGGAGGCCCGCUGCCGCACCCUGGAGAGCCGCUCCCGCCGCAACAACCUGCGAGUGCUGGGCUUGCCGGAGGGUGCCGAGGGUGGGGAUGCCGUCUCCUUCUUGCGCCGGACCCUCCUUCCACCAGUGCUGGGGAUGCCCCCGGAGAUCGAGAGCGCCCGAAGGGUCCACGCCACCUCCAGACCCCGACCGCUGGUCUUCCGGCUGCUGCGCUUCGCAGACAAGGCAGCCCUCUUGCAAGCCACACGGUCACGGCCGCUUAGCUUUGCCGGGACUCCGCUUACCCUCGUGCCAGAUGCCUGCCCCUCGUUCUCCCGACGCCACAGGGUCCCCUUCUCAGCCUUCCGGAGACCCCGGUGGGCCCCCGACCUCUGCUUUGCCCCUCGACAUCCAUCCUGUUGCUGCUCCCGGCCUCCCCAUGGUUCGCGGCAACCGACGGCGUGCAACUCCUUAAGCGAGAGGGACAGCAGGGUUUCUAAAGGACCAGGAAAUUGGGAGCCGGAUUCGUUGUCAGGACCAAGGUGCCUCGGCGGGUGUCACGAUGCAGGGAGUGGCAAACAACAUGACCCAUGAUGCUGCUGCACUGCGGUUGGGUCUUGAAGAGCGGAUAGAAGUCGCUCUGUGCUUACAGUAGAUUUGGAAUGAGCAUCUUAGGCUAGAUCUACUUCUCUAUAUCCUAGACAGCGGUUCUCAACCUGGGGGUCGUGACCCCCGGGGGGUCGCUGGGCCAUUUUCUGGGGGUCGCGAAGGCACCUUGGUUGGCCUCGAACCCUCCGCCUCCUCAAAAUGGCUGCCGGCCCCUGUGCCAGGGAAACAGCCAGGCUUUCCAGGUCAGCUCCUCCACCUCCUGUUCCCACAGGGCGUGAGGGUCGAGAGGAAUCAUAGAAUCAAAGAGUUGAAAGAGACCUCCUGGGCCAUCCAGUCCAACCCCAUUCUGCCAAGAAGCAGGAAUAUUGCAUUCAAAUCACCCCUGACAGAUGGCCAUCCAGCCUUUGUUUAAAAGCUUCCAAAGAAGGAGCCUCCACCACACUCCGGGGCAGAGAGUUCCACUGCUGAACAGCUCUCACAGUCAGGAAGUUCUUCCUCAUGUUCAGAUGGAAUCUCCUCUCUUGUAGUUUGAAGCCAUUGUUCCUUGUCCUAAUCUCCAUGGAAGCAGAAAACAAGCUUGCUCCCUCCUCCCUGUGGCUUCCUCUCACAUAUUUAUACAUGGCUAUCAUAUCUCCUCUCAGCCUUCUCUUCUUCAGGCUAAACAUGCCCAGCUCCUUAAGCCGCUCCUCAUCGGGCUUGUUCUCCAGACCCUUGAU
This is a messenger RNA of Anolis sagrei ordinatus, 2876 nucleotides long. The record is from RefSeq and is a predicted model, not a curated record. NCBI's taxonomy places the organism in Eukaryota, Metazoa, Chordata, Lepidosauria, Squamata, Anolidae.